Messenger RNA from Arachis ipaensis, 2472 nucleotides. Its product is annotated as Tetratricopeptide repeat (TPR)-like superfamily protein. Gene Ontology annotation, biological process: RNA modification. Gene Ontology annotation, molecular function: protein binding; RNA binding; zinc ion binding. The record is from RefSeq and is a predicted model, not a curated record. NCBI's taxonomy places the organism in Eukaryota, Viridiplantae, Streptophyta, Magnoliopsida, Fabales, Fabaceae.
UAUGUGUUUAGAAAGAAAAAGAAGACGGACAAAUGAAUAUGCUCAUUCCUCAAGACGACGACGACGACGAUGAUCAAGUUAACACAUUUACUCACUGUCACUAACAAGCUUCCUCAUUCUUCCAAAUCAUGCUAUUCGAUUUGGAACCCUAAUCGUUCCUUGUCUCUCUCUUCCCCUUUCCAUUCCCACUACUAUUCUCUCACAGAUCACAGGGUACUCCACAGGGUUCUUGAACAAUGCAGAGUUUCCAGGGAUUCCAAAACUGCAGCAAAAACCCAUGCAAGGCUUGUCGUACUUGGGUAUGCUACGUACCCAUCACUUGUUUCUUCUCUGGUUUCAACCUAUGCUAACUGUCACCUACCCCACAUUGCAAAUCACGUUGUUCAUCAUGUUUUCACCCGUGUUUCGAACCUAUUCAACAUGAACUUGAUACUUGAAAGGUUGAUGAAAGUUGGGCAAUGUGGUGUUGCCAAGAAGGUGUUUGUUAAAAUGCCUGUUCGAGAUGUUGUUUCUUGGAACACCAUGAUUGGAGGGUACGUGAAGAACUCGCGGGUUGUUGAUGCACUGAGCAUUUUCAGGGGGAUGCUGAAUGCUAAAGUUGAGCCCGACGGGUUCACAUUUGCUUCUGUGGUUACUGCGUGCGCACGCCUUGGGGCUCUUGCUAAUGCCAAGUGGGUGCAUACUUUGAUGGUGGAGAAGAGGAUUGAGCUGAACUAUAUACUUAGUGCUGCAUUGAUUGACAUGUAUGCUAAGUGUGGUAGAAUUGAUGUUUCAAAAUGUGUUUUUGAAGAUGGUGUGCGCAAUCAUGUGUCAGUUUGGAAUGCUAUGAUUAAUGGGUUGGCAAUUCAUGGGCUUGCUUUGGAUGCAGCUGCAGUGUUUUCUAGGAUGGAGAUGGAAAAUGUUUCACCUGAUAGUGUUACUUUUAUUGGGAUUCUGAUAGCUUGUAGUCAUUGUGGAUUGGUUGAAGAAGGUCGCAAGUACUUUGAUAUGAUGCAGAAUCAAUUUUUAAUUCAGCCGCAACUUGAGCAUUAUGGAACCAUGGUUGAUCUGUUAGGACGAUCAGGGCUUUUGGAUGACGCGUAUGACAUGAUUAAAGCAAUGCCAAUUGAGCCCGAUGUUGUUAUCUGGAGAGCACUUUUGAGUGCUUGUAGAAACCAUAGAAAGAAAGAACUUGGUGAAGUUGCAAUUGCCAAUAUAUCACGUCUUGAGAGUGGUGAUUUCGUCCUGCUAUCGAAUAUGUAUUGCUCUUUAAAGAACUGGGAUAGUGCUGAGAGGGUGAGACAGAUGAUGAAAAAGGGAGGAGUUCAUAAAAAACAGGGUAAGAGUUGGAUUGAAUUGGGGGGCAGCAUUCACCAAUUCAAGGCAGCCAAUCACUCGCAUGCUGAAAUGAAAGCAAUUUACAGUGUGUUGGAAGGACUGAACCAAAGGGCUAAGCUGGAAGGCUUUGCUCCCAUGACAGAGUUGGUUUUGAUGGAUGUUUCCGAAGAGGAGAAAGAGGAAAAUUUAAACUUUCAUAGUGAGAAGUUGGCCUUGGUCUAUGCCGUGUUGAAAACUAGCCCUGGAACUAAAAUCAGAAUUUUCAAGAAUCUUCGUAUCUGUCAAGACUGUCAUAAUUGGAUAAAAAUUGUGUCCAGAAUAUUAAACAGAGAAAUAAUCGUGAGGGAUCGCAUCCGUUUUCACCAAUUUGAAGGUGGUUUUUGCUCUUGCAGAGACUACUGGUAGAGGUAGCUAUUCGAAGUAAUACUUAGACACUUAGGCAUUUAUAGCACUUGAAUCUUUGGCGUGCCUCUCAAUAAGGGUAAUGUUUCCUUUACCUCCAGCCGAUCGCAUACCAUCAAUGUUGAUUUUGCAACAGCUAUGGUUGCAAGCAAGGGUGAUCAAGUGGAAAACCUGAGGAUUUCAAGUUGGCAUUUUGAACUUGCCCAUGUUAACAAUGCAUCACUUGGGUACCAUAAAAUUAUUGUUACAACUAAUGCCAAAAAAAAUGUCGUUGUUACAACUUAGAAGUUAGAAGCACUGAAAUUGAGAGUUCCUAUUAUUAUGAUGGUAUCAAGUGCCUAAUUGGGUAGCAUUGGAGAUUGAAAUGCUCUGAUUGGACUGAAUGACACAUCCUAUUAUUCUGCCUGGGCUAUGCAUGAUUGUGUGAAAGUCAACGGAAACCAAGUUUAUUGGCAUAUUGCAAAUCAUCCAGUACCUUUCUAUGUGGGUAAGAAUAUGCUUUUGGCAUGCAUUACCAAGUUACCAGAAUUAAUUGCUUACGAUGAUGCCAUUAGAUUACUUAUUGUUCUGAGAAGUGAGUGUUAGGCCAUUGUGUUCUUUUUAAUUAGGGGGAUGAAGAAUGGGUGGAGGUCAAAUUAGGCUAACCUACGUCAUGUGGAUAUGAAGACCCACCAAGUCACCAACUUCUUAAAAUUAUGAGAGACCAAACUAUUAUGCAUAAAAAUGAAAUAACAGUAUAAACAUAAGAUUUAA